GACCUGGACCACGUGCAGAUGCACCUGGAAGAAGUGAGGUUCUUUGAUUUAUUCGGCUACAGUGAGGAAGCAGGAACUUGGCAGUGCUUCAUGUGUAAUAACCCUGAAAAGGCAACAGUUGUGAAUCAGGAUGGCCAACCUCUGAUUGAAGGCAAGCUUAAAGAGAAGCAAGUCCGGUGGAAGUUUAUCAAAAGGUGGAAAACUCGCUACUUCACUCUGGCUGGCAACCAGCUGCUUUUUCGGAAAGGAAAAUCCAAAGACGACCCUGACGACUGCCCCAUUGAGCUCAGCAAGGUGCAGAGCGUUAAAGUGGUGGCAAAGAAACGCAGGGACCGCAGCCUGCCCCGGGCCUUUGAGAUCUUCACCGACAGCAAGACCUAUGUUUUCAAGGCCAAAGACGAGAAGAACGCCGAGGAGUGGCUUCAGUGCAUCAACGUCGCUGUCGCGCAGGCUAGAGAGCGGGAGAGCCGAGAGGCCCACCUCCGUGGCCAUGCCAGCAAACCAAACAUGCCUGGGACCGCUCUGGCACAGAGCAUCCUGCUGGCACCUCCGUGGCCGUGCCAGCAAACCAAAC
Fulmarus glacialis (Northern fulmar) is the source of this 574-nucleotide messenger RNA. RefSeq names its product ventricular zone-expressed PH domain-containing protein homolog 1-like. Gene Ontology annotation, biological process: regulation of signal transduction. Gene Ontology annotation, cellular component: plasma membrane. The annotation marks the transcript as partial. Gene Ontology annotation, molecular function: phosphatidylinositol-5-phosphate binding. The transcript has 3 exons. The record is from RefSeq and is a predicted model, not a curated record. Lineage: Eukaryota; Metazoa; Chordata; Aves; Procellariiformes; Procellariidae.